AUGUUCUUUCGAUCAGUGAUCCCUGUGCUUUUGUCUAUCGGCGCGGCCGCGGUGGCGCAAGAGUAUACGGAUAGCCCCAUCGCCGAAGAGACGACACGACUGACGACGGACGCCGGCUCGGAAGCCAGGAAACCGAUCGAGAGGUCUCCGUUCAGCGUGGCCGGAGUCACCUUCGACUAUGUCACGACGACCGUCGACGAAUCGGCGACGAGCGCGGCUUCGCCCCAAUCGGAUAGACCGACGCGCACGACGGAAAGAGUGCCCGCAACAAAACCGUCGUUCGUCAAACCGAAACCGAAGUUGGCUUCGAAGCUGCAUUACUUCGGCAAAGAGAGCGCUUUCGGCGGCUUCGCGAGGAAUGCGGUGGAGCGCGCGGCCAAGAGGAGGUUCAAGAGUCGAUGCCGGUGCGAGAAGAUCUGGAAUUGCCCCAAACUGCAGAUAACGGUCCCGCGCUGUCCCGACGAGUACUUCUUGUGCUGCUUCUGA
This is a messenger RNA of Leptosia nina, 486 nucleotides long. NCBI's taxonomy places the organism in Eukaryota, Metazoa, Arthropoda, Insecta, Lepidoptera, Pieridae. The record is from the annotation of a GenBank genome assembly.